CUCUAUGAAUUUCAUGUGACAUUCUGUUCCGAUUCCACGGCAAGCGUAGACUUCUCUUUAGCUUCGUCCGUUAAUAAACACUAAGGUUGUCAGUGGAAAAUUCUUCCUCAUAUUUCAGGCAAAUUUACUGAAGAUUCGGAAUGUCGGGUUUGUGCUGCGUUACAUCCUGUCCGAAGCGAUUGGAUAAGAACCGGAAGACGUUCCCCUUCCCGAGCGAGACAAAGCGGAAGAAGCAGUGGGUUCAGGCUAUUCAGCAUGUGCACAAGAACUGGAUUCCCUUGGCCUUUAACAGAAUCUGCAGUGAACAUUUCAAGCCAAAUGAUUUUUACUUGAACCAGAACGCAAAGGAGUAUGUUUUGAAACAAACAGCUGUUCCUUCGAUAUUCCAAAAAGAAGCUCCUGCUCCCGCGCCGUCUAUGAAAACCCGACAGGCGUCCUUUACAGCAAUUCCCAUAAAGAACGAGAAUGAUUUCAGCUAUGAAGAGGAAGAUAUAGAGCAGGCGGACGAUGCGAAUACGACUGUAAUCGAAGAGUAUCUAAUCGAAGAAGAUCCUUUGACCGGCAAUGCAGAAGAGUACAAAUACUCUGCGAGCACGAGCAAAUUCUACGGACAGGAAGAAGCCAGCGAUUCCGAUGACGGAGAAGUCAUAGAAAUGCUCCAAAGCCCUGAGGAUUCUUCCCUGACAUUGAAGCUUUCUAAGUUGAUCUCGGAGGAGAACAUAUCGAGCUCAUGUGCCGAGAAGCUGCUCAGCAUACUCAAGCAGCACGGACACGCUGAACUCCCAAAGAAGUCUGAGGAACUUGUGGAAACCCUUGAGCCGGAUAUCGCGGACACCGCCGACAUUGCGGACAACGAAGAGAUUGAUCAUAUGAACAAAGUAUUGGAUUACGUGACGGAGGAAGCCAAAAAUAUCGAGGCUAAGAUGCAAUUCAAGCUGAACUUCCUCUCCAAAUGCCUGAACCGGAUCGAGUGCAAACUGCAGGCAAUCUCUGCAAGGAGGAUGGAUAGUAACUCAUCAAGUGACUUGCUCGCAAGUACAUUCAUAAACUUGUUUCCGAUCGAGAAUAUCGAGAAAUUAAUGCAGAUCGAGGAUAAAAUAGGCGAAGAUGAUGAAUUGGAGGCGAACAUCAGAUCUAUGAUUAAAUCUCAUCCCCAAAAUUGGCUGAAACACAUGUUUGCCGAUGACCUGAUGGAGGAAUUCACUCUAAAUGGAUCCAAGAAUAAGGGCAAUUUCCUUGAGCUGAAAAUUAUUCGAUGCAUUGAAAAGUAUGUUUCUCGCGGCGAUAUUUUGCACCAGAAGCGGCAAUGCAAGGAUCGCUACAAUAAGACUGUGCAGAGAAUGAAAAGGAAAACUCAGCAAGCUUCGGAUGAUGGGCAGUGAGAUGUAAUGAUUGACGGAUUCAAGACACACUGAAUAAGAAUUCUUUUCACUAUUAUAUUCUAGUAUUUAACUGUUGAACUCA
Messenger RNA from Phlebotomus argentipes, 1464 nucleotides. RefSeq lists its product as uncharacterized. Lineage: Eukaryota; Metazoa; Arthropoda; Insecta; Diptera; Psychodidae. The coding region runs from base 141 to 1382 and encodes 413 amino acids. Gene Ontology annotation, molecular function: sequence-specific DNA binding. The record is from RefSeq and is a predicted model, not a curated record. The transcript is spliced from 6 exons.